UUCUUUCCUAAAUUGCCAAGACUUCAUUUCCAAUAAUGGCUCUUCUUCUCCGAAGCCAAUUAGGAAAGAACUGAAAAGAAAACCCUAACCUUUUUUAUUAUCUCUAUCUUAUUCCCUUUCUGAAUACCCAAUUCAGUAUUAAAACCCUAAAUUGGUAUUCUCUCUGUUGUCAAAUUCAACGACCGAUUUCAUGGGACGUGAUUCUGCAACCUUUUUAGCUCCUGGGUUUCGUUUCCACCCCACUGAUGAAGAACUGGUUCGCUAUUAUCUGAAGCGUAAGGUUUGUAACAAACCCUUCCGGUUCAACCCCAUCUCCGAGGUUGAUGUCUACAAAUCCGAGCCUUGGGACCUACCUGACAAGUCGAAUCUGAAGACCAGAGACUUGGAAUGGUACUUUUUCAGUGUGCUGGACAAGAAGUAUGGGAAUGGGUCAAGGACCAAUCGAGCCACAGAGAGAGGCUACUGGAAGACUACAGGAAAGGAUCGGACGAUUCACUAUAAUUCUCGGAUUGUGGGCAUGAAGAAGACCCUUGUUUAUCACAUUGGUCGAGCCCCUAGUGGUAAGAGGACUAAUUGGGUUAUGCAUGAGUACCGCCUUGUUGAUGAGGAAUUGGGGAAAGCUGGAGUUCAACAAGAUGCAUUUGUUUUAUGUAGGAUAUUCCAAAAGAGUGGAUCAGGGCCAAAGAAUGGGGAGCAGUAUGGGGCACCAUUUAUCGAGGAGGAGUGGGACGAUGAUGAAGUGGCUCUUGUGCCAGAUCAAGAUGCUGUAGCAGAUGAGGUGGUUGUCAGUGACAAUGCAUUUGUUGAAGUGAAUGAUAUUGAUCAGAUUCCGGACAAUAGCAAUCCAUCCGAGGAUUCUCCUAUUCCAUUCAACUUCUAUCAUGGGGAACCUAGUAACUAUGCUGAGCAUUCAAUGGAAUUUAGUGAAGACGGUCAAAAGCCUGUUAUAUGCAUGCAGGACACUCAAUGUGGUACAGAGCCACAUUAUGCGCCAAUGUUCUCUAAUUUGCCUCAGCAUAAUGUGAUGGAUGCCAAUCUAGUAAAAGAUGGAUAUGGGCCUGCAUCAAUUAACAAUGCAAAUGCUGAUGAUGCUCCUGUUGAGCCAUUCCUCGAUGCUAGUGAUAAUCUUACAGUUGGUGAUGAUGGACUGUAUCUAGAGUCGAAUGAUCUUUCAAAUCCUGUUGAGGCAGAUUCUCUAGGUUUUAAUGUUGAUGAUUUCCUUACAUUCUUUGAUGCUGAUGAUGACUAUGUGGCCUUUGAUCCUGCCCAAAUGAUGGGGAGUGAGAUACCUGUUCCUGACCAAGAGCUUCCCACUUUGCAGCAUUUGAAUGGAGGGACUGAGCAGGUUCCCAUCUCAAGCGAACAGCUAGUGGAACCACAUGGCAACAACCAUGCUUCCUCUUCAAAGCAAAAUCCUGAGGCCACCUUAUUUGGGAAAGAUACCAACUAUCCAUUCAUCAGAAAAGCCAGUCAUAUGUUGGGAAGCUUUCCUGCUCCCCCUGCUUUUGCCUCAGAGUUCCCUACAAAAGAUGCAGCUCUUCGUCUAAAUGCUGCAGCACAAUCUUCCAGUCCUAUCCAUUUUACUGCUGGUAUGCUAAGAGUAACAAACAUGACUUUAUCAGGCAAUGAAUCAUUUGGCAAAAAUGGGAAUGUCAAUGUUGUUGUUUCCUUCGGCUCAUUGCAAGAUGGUCUUCUGCCAAUGGCCAACCUAUUCUCAGGCAAGACAGGGUCCAUGGUGUCACGCGGCUGGUUGUUUCUAAUAUUCUUUUCAGUCCUGAUUCUUUCCUUGAGUUUCAAGAUUGGGACUCAUAUGUAUGCCAAAGAAUACGGUCAAUAGAUGAAGUUGAUCAUGUCUCACUCACAAUGACACCUUCUCAAAAUACUCUAGUUGGGUACUGCACUGUUAGUACUCAACCCUUAUAAUUAUAUAGGUUUUGUCGGAGUUUCAGGCAACUAAAAAAUCGAACCUUUGUUCGGUUUUUAUUUUUGUUAUAUGCAAAUCAACAGUAGAUGUCCUAUGCUGCACCUUUAUCACUUACAUGUAAUCCUUCAAGAAUUGCUUAGCCGCUGUGGUUGUAAGAAUUCAGAUUUUGUAAGAACUUUUUACUCUGUGUAGGCUACACAACCUUUCUUUUCCUUUUAUUUCAUUUCUCUUUUUCCACAUGGGAAUGAUCAUUUGUUAA
Rubroshorea leprosula is the source of this 2183-nucleotide messenger RNA. NCBI's taxonomy places the organism in Eukaryota, Viridiplantae, Streptophyta, Magnoliopsida, Malvales, Dipterocarpaceae. The record is from the annotation of a GenBank genome assembly.